GAGGCCGCCGAGCUCAAGGAGUCGCUCGGCGCCGCGAGCGCGGAGCUCGUGAGCCUCAAGGAGGCGUCGAUGCGCGACGCGGGCCUCGGCCGCGUCGCGGAGAUGGAGGAGAAGCUGCGCGACGCCGACGUGACGCGGCGCAAGCUCCACAACACGAUCCAGGAGCUCCGGGGCAACAUCCGCGUCUUCGCGCGCGUGCGGCCGUUCCUGCCGAGCGACGGCGCGGCCGCGGACGCGCCGCCCGUCGUCGUCGACAUGGCCGACGGCACGUCGCUGACGCUCGCCGCCGAGGACGACGACGCCGACGGCGAGCCCUUCGGCGACAAGAAGCGGAAGCGCCGCAAGGAGCUCUUCUCCUACGACCACGUCUUCGGCCCGUCGACGGGCCAGGAGCGCGUCUUCACCGAGGUCGCGGAGUUCGUCCAGUCCGCGCUCGACGGCUACCAGGUCUGCCUCUUCUCCUACGGCCAGACGGGCAGCGGCAAGACGCACACGAUGCAGGGCACGGGCACGGGGCCCAUGCGCGGCAUCAUCCCCCGCGCGAUGGAGCAGGUCGCCGCGUACUGCGACGCGCAGCGCGCGCGCGGCUGGGCCUACGAGAUGGAGGUGUCCUACGUCGAGAUCUACAACGAGCAGGUCCGCGACCUCCUCGCCGACAACGGGCCGGCGCCGGCGCCCGGCGGCGACGUGCGGCCCCCGAAGCCCGCGGGCCUCGAGGUCCGCCGCGACCCGAAGACGGGCCGCGUCUACGUCGACGGCUGCACGCGGACGCCCGUGGACCCCGGCGACAAGGCCAUGGUCGACGACCUCAUGCAGUGCGCGGCGACGCACCGCUGCGUCGCCGCGACGGACAUGAACGCGGUGUCGUCGCGGUCGCACGCGGUCUUCACGCUCCACCUCACGGGCACGCACGCGGAGAAGAAGGCGCGGCUCAAGGGCGCGCUCAACCUCGUGGACCUCGCGGGCUCCGAGCGCCUCGACCGCUCCGGCGCCGUCGGCCAGCGCGCCAAGGAGGCGGCCCACAUCAACAAGUCCCUCUCCGCGCUCGCGGGCGUCUUCUCCGCGCUCAACCGCAAGCAGACCCACGUGCCCUACCGCGACUCCAAGCUCACCUUCCUCCUCCAGCCGGCCCUCUCCGGCGACGGCAAGACGCUCCUCUUCGUCAACCUCUCGCCCACGCCGGGCUCCGCGAACGAGUCCCUCUGCUCGCUCCGCUUCGCGAAGCAGGUCCAGUCCGUCGAGCUCGGCAAGGCGAAG
Molecule: messenger RNA, 1257 nt
Organism: Aureococcus anophagefferens
Lineage: Eukaryota; Pelagophyceae; Pelagomonadales; Pelagomonadaceae
Exons: 2
Biological process (GO): microtubule-based movement
Molecular function (GO): ATP binding; microtubule motor activity; microtubule binding
Source: RefSeq, a predicted model, not a curated record